AACCUCAAACGAAAACCAUAAACCCCUCGCAAACCAGAAAUGGCUGCUUCACUAGCAGCACUAGCUUCACUCUCUUCUUCACUCCUCUUCAAACGCUCACUCUCCCUCACCCCCUUCCGCACCCUCCCUCGCCUCACCUGCUCCGUCUCCUCCUCUCUCGAAUUCAACAUCACCUUCGCCCCCAAGCCCAAACCCGCAUCCUCCAAACCCGACCCGGACUCCCUCGCCGACUCCGGCCAGCAGCUCUUCAUCCCCUGGAUCGUCCGCGGCGACGAUGGCAAGCUCAAGCUCCAGUCCCACCCCCCCGCGCGUCUCCUCCACGAGAUGGCCAAAGCCGACACCAAGGCCAAGGCCAACAAGAAGAAGAAGGACACCGCCGCCAAGCAGCGCGUGCCGGCCGCCGAGCCCAAGCAUUCCAAGGCCGCGCGUAGGUUUUACAAUGAGAACUUCCGAGAGUCGCAGCGCCUCAGCAAGGUCCUCGCCGCCGCCGGAGUGGCGUCGAGGCGGAGCAGUGAGCAGCUUAUUUUUGAUGGGAAGGUCACUGUGAAUGGUUCUGUAUGCAAUACUCCUCAAACUCCAGUUGAUCCUGGGAGGGAUAUUAUUUAUGUCAAUGGGAGACGGCUUCCGAAGAAACUGCCUCCCAAGGUUUAUCUUGCCCUCAACAAGCCGAAAGGGUACAUUUGCGCUGCUGGGGAGAAUAAAUCUGUCUUGGGUCUGUUCGAUGAUUACUUAAAGAGUUGGGAUAAGAGAAACCCAGGAACACCCAGACCACGACUAUUUACUGUUGGCCGUCUUGAUGUUGCCACAACUGGAUUGAUUGUUGUGACAAAUGAUGGAGAUUUUGCUCAAAGUAUAUCACAUCCUUCAGCAAACUUAACAAAGGAAUACAUUGCCGUAAUAGAAGGUUCUGUUAGUAAGCGAAACCUGAUAGCCAUCAGUGAGGGAACGGUCAUUGAUGGUGUCCAUUGUACCCCAGAUUCCGUGGAGUUACUACCACAACAGCCAGAAAUGUCAAGAUCCCGUUUGCGUAUUGUGGUUCAUGAAGGGAGGAACCACGAAGUACGAGAACUUGUUAAAAAAGCUGGACUUGAGAUACACUCACUAAAACGCGUACGCAUAGGUGGUUUCAGACUUCCAACAAACCUCGGACUUGGCACGCACAUGGAAUUAAGACAAGGUGAUCUUUCUGCCUUGGGUUGGAAAACAAAGAAAGUUGCUGCGACUGCUGGAAGGUAGCAUUUAUCUUAGCUCUGCCCUGAGUUAAUACAUCUUCGAGUCACUGUCAAAAAAUUCACCAGUCGCUUAUCGGUCAGAGAUGUUGAAUUGGGUCCCCAUCCCCCUUUGUGGGGGCAGUAUUUGGGUACGCUAGUUGGAAUGUUUGCUAUGGGUUGAAGUUUAUCCAUGGCCGAUGGUUGAGUACAAGUCACACUUGUAGCAAGUGUUGAGCUGAUGUUAUUAACCUCUGAAGUCUAAAAGUUGCUGGGCUGCAGAUGCAUCUCUGUCUGUGUAUAUUGCAAAUGAUAUAGUAACAAAAUGCUUGUUUUGCCGUUCAUAUGCCAUUUACCGAUCCAAAACUGAGGCAAAUGCAUAGACCUUUCAUUGUAAAUCAAACGAAACAACUAAUCACUUCCACAUUGGAAGCUUUCAGCU
Rosa chinensis is the source of this 1650-nucleotide messenger RNA. Its product is annotated as putative ribosomal large subunit pseudouridine synthase SVR1, chloroplastic. Gene Ontology annotation, biological process: maturation of SSU-rRNA from tetracistronic rRNA transcript (SSU-rRNA, LSU-rRNA, 4.5S-rRNA, 5S-rRNA); pseudouridine synthesis; maturation of LSU-rRNA from tetracistronic rRNA transcript (SSU-rRNA, LSU-rRNA, 4.5S-rRNA, 5S-rRNA). The coding region runs from base 40 to 1236 and encodes 398 amino acids. Gene Ontology annotation, cellular component: chloroplast. Lineage: Eukaryota; Viridiplantae; Streptophyta; Magnoliopsida; Rosales; Rosaceae. The transcript has 10 exons. Gene Ontology annotation, molecular function: pseudouridine synthase activity; RNA binding. The record is from RefSeq and is a predicted model, not a curated record.